This is a messenger RNA of Cloeon dipterum, 1515 nucleotides long. RefSeq names its product RNA-binding protein squid-like. Gene Ontology annotation, cellular component: nucleoplasm; chromatin. The record is from RefSeq and is a predicted model, not a curated record. Lineage: Eukaryota; Metazoa; Arthropoda; Insecta; Ephemeroptera; Baetidae. Gene Ontology annotation, molecular function: RNA binding. The transcript has 3 exons. Gene Ontology annotation, biological process: regulation of gene expression. The coding region runs from base 168 to 1094 and encodes 308 amino acids.
AAACUGUUGCCGCCAUGAUUCGGCGUCCGGCGUCUCCAGAGCUUCCUUUCUAGGCUCGUCUGGUUUGCAGCCGUUUGCAAACCAGCAAAUAAUUCGUUUUUAGAUCUAAAUUUGCAUAUAAGCAAGAUCUCUUCACACAGAAUACUUAAAAAAACUUGUGAGCAAACAUGGCAGACAACCAAGAUUUUGAAAUGGGCAACGGAGAGGAAUGCCAAGAUACAGGGGAAGACCUCGGCGACAUGAACGGAGGCAACGGAGGAGACAGCGGCAGCGCAGAAGCUCCAGGAAAAGACGACGACCGCAAACUUUUCGUGGGCGGCCUCAGCUGGGAGACGACGGAUAAGGAGCUGCGCGAGCACUUCACCAAGUUUGGCGAAAUCGAGAGCAUCAACGUCAAGACUGACCCAACGACCGGACGCUCGAGGGGCUUCGCUUUCCUGGUCUUCAAGUCGGCCGACACGCUCGACAAGAUCCUCAACGCCGGCGACCAUAUAAUUAACAACAAAAAAAUCGAUCCAAAGAAGGCGAAGGCGAGGCACGGAAAGAUCUUCGUCGGAGGCCUCGUGCCUGAGCUGACUGACGACGACAUAAAAGCGUUCUUUUCCAAUUUCGGCAACAUUGUCGAGGUCGAAAUGCCGUUCGACAAGCAGAAGAACCAGCGCAAGGGUUUCUGCUUCAUCACCUUCGAUUCCGAGCAGGUGGUCAAGGAGCUGCUGAAAACGCCUAAGCAGACAAUUAACGGCAAGGAAGUCGAUGUCAAAAAGGCCACACCCAGACCAGAGAACAUGCCGAUGCGCGGCGGCCGAGGCGGACGCGGUGGUCGCGGACGCGGCGGCGGCAUGCGAGGUGGUCGCGGUCGUGGGGGCGGCGGAGGCGGCUACGGUGGCUACGGCGACUACUACGGCCAGGGCUACGACUACUACGGCGGCGGAGACUACGGUGGCGGCUACGGAGGAUACGGCGGUGGCUACGACUACACUGGCUACGGAAAUUACGGUGGAUUUGGCGGUGGCAACCCCGGCGGAUUCGGAGGCGGCGGCAAGCAGAGGGGUCGAGGAGGUGGACGCGGAGGCCAGAGACACCAGCCGUACUGAGCCAGAGGAAACGAGCACGUCCAUUCCACGGCCUUGGCUACACAAUUGAGUGUUGUGUAUUAUUAAAUUUAUUUAACUAGAGAGUAAUGAUUUAUGCAUUCAAUUUCAUCAAUAAAUUCUGUCCGUUUUGGUUCUGUUUUAAGAUAACAAGCAUAAUAUUCAUUGCAGUCAUUGAUCAUGACCUUGUCGAGGAAAUUUCCCUUCUUAAUCGAAAGUCACCUCCUGUAACCGUUCAUGAAACAGCAUUCGUGUAAUAAACAAUCAUCAUCGUCAUGCAUCAUUCCAAAGGUGGUUCCAAGAUUUGAAUGGAAAAUGACGCCCCCUCUGUUUUGUACCUCCGAAUUUCAUAAUUAUAUAAUAUUAUGCGGGGAAUGUAUUCAUCUACUGUAAUUUUAAAAUAAAAUGCUUGCUCAUAAGAAAA